Molecule: messenger RNA, 3343 nt
Organism: Elaeis guineensis (African oil palm)
Lineage: Eukaryota; Viridiplantae; Streptophyta; Magnoliopsida; Arecales; Arecaceae
Biological process (GO): actin nucleation; actin cytoskeleton organization
Molecular function (GO): actin filament binding
Source: RefSeq, a predicted model, not a curated record
AGAAAGUGGGGAAGGUAAGGUAACUGGUGCAUGGGGACAUGGGACAAGAAGCAAAGAGCAAUUACUACUCCACAACGGCCAGGGUCAGGGGUUCCUUGGAGUAGCAUUAAAGCCUUUUGCAUUGGAUGGAUCCACGCGGCCACCCAACUUCUAUCACAAAACCCUGUAGUUUCCCAACUCUUCUAUGAGCUCUUUACAUCUUUGUCUCUCUCUUCCUUCUUCUCUUCCUUCUUCCUCUCGGAGUUUUAAUAUGGAAAGCAUUGUUUUCUGAUAAGAAAGAUGGGCUGUGCUUCACAUUCCCUCUGCUUUCUCAUCAUCUUCUCCAUCUCCACUUUCUUCUUCUUGAAUUCUCACUUCCUGGGUGUUGGUUGGGAUCUAAAGAUCAAGCCAGAAGAUGGAAAUGCAGCAGACAAGAGUACUACUAGUCUUGGGCUCCUGAAUGAUGGGAGUGAAGAAAAGAUUGAACAGAUCUCAGGAGAAGACAAUGUAGGUGGAGACAUGGGGUUUCGAAUGCUAGCAAAGUUCAGAUUUCUUCUUGGUUUGGAUACUUCCAUCUUGAGAAGACCAAAACAUGAGAGACAUCAGCUUUCUCCUGCUCCAGCACCAGCAGAGGCCCCAACCCCUGCUCCUAUCACUCAUUUCCACGCUCAUGUCUACUCGUGGUCGCCACUGCCUCGCGCGAGACACACACCACCAGUUCAAACCUUAGAUCAAGGAAGGAGAUCAGAUGGAGCUAAGGCAAGGCUCCGGAGAAUAGUCAUUUACAUCAUCGUGUCGGUUGGGGCAACCUCAAUCAUCCUUGGUAUCACAGUAUUACUAGUUUUUAAGAGGUCUCAAAGAACUCAGAAGAAGAGAUCAGAGAGGCCUUCAAGUACUACAAGCAAGGUGAGUUUCGAUCCUGGUCCGGAGCUGUUUUAUCUGAAUUCUUUAGCACCAUAUCUUGAGAGUGAUUCUAGUCUUAAGCAGACGCCUGAAUUUAAGUAUGUGUACUCAAAUGAAAACAUGUCUGGUUCUCCAUCUCACACUGGAGAACAAAUGAAGUGUGAAUCAGACCCUGCGAAUAGUUUGGAUGAAGAAAAGGCUCCAAUGGAGUCUUCUCCUUCAGACGAUGAUUCCUUUCAUUCUAUAUGUUGUUCUCGCUCCUCAGAUGGGUCGGUGUCUGAUCUUUCUGAGGCAAAUAGAGGUCACCCAACUGCAACUUGUUCUCCAUGUAAUUCCUCAUAUGGAUCCACCUCACCAAAUCUUGGGCUACUUCAGUUCUCUCCAACAAAAUCUCCAAUUCCAACGAAAUCUCUCGAUCGGAUGCAUUCAACUCCUUUGAGUCAUUCAGCGAACUUGGAAGGCAAAAAAUUUCGAGCAACCUCGAGUUCAUCUAACAUCGUGGAUCAAAGAUCUCUCUUCUCUUCUCUUUCUUCACAGCCUCUUGUUGUCCAUAGCAUGCAACAGAGUAGUCUCGAGAACAAUGAACAUUCCUCAGAACCUGAUAUCUCCUCUUUUCCAUCAAAGCAAGAGAAGGUUUCUACUCCGAAGGGUACUAAAAUGGCAUCCAUGCCACCUUUGUGUCCAAACAAUAUACUUUCCUCUCAUAAUACUGGUGAACUGACACAAUCUUCUUCAGCACCACCUGAAACCAAUGCCAAUGGGAAUAUUCCCAAACCACCUCCGCCGCCUCCACCACCUCCGAAGCCACCCUCAGUUUCAAAGAGCUGCUACUCUACUAUGCCGCCUCCACCACCUCUUCCACCCCCAAAGCCACCUUCAUUUCCAAAGGGUUGCAACUCUAGUCUGCCACCUCAGCAGUCACCAUGCCCAGUUGAGCAAGGUAUACCAAUAGGCAAAGAUGGUGCUCCACUGCCAAAAUUGAAACCUCUGCACUGGGACAAAGUAAGAGCAACCUCCGAACAUUCCAUGGUGUGGGACAAGAUUAGAUCAAGCUCAUUCGAAUUGGAUGAGCAAAUGAUUGAAUCACUCUUUCGAUACAACUUACAAAGUUCUGCCAAAAAUGAGGAAGCCAAGAGCAAGACUCCUUCUCCUACCAAGCAUGUCAUGGACAAUAAGAGAUUGCAAAAUAUCACCAUACUCAUGAAGGCUGUAAAUGCAACUGUUGAGCAAGUCUGCGAUGCUCUGACUCAAGGUAGAGGAUUAUGUGUGCAACAAUUGGAAGCACUGGUGAAGAUGACACUGACAAAAGAAGAACAAGAAAAGCUUUCCAACUAUGAUGGUGAUAUUGAUGAAUUAGGCCCAGCAGAGAAAUUUGUCAGGGUGGUUCUGUGCAUACCAUUUGCAUUCUCGAGGAUAGAAGUCAUGUUAUACAGGGAGACUUUUGAGGAUGAAGUUUCUCACCUCAGAAAGUCCUUUGAAAUGCUUGAAGAAGCCUGUAAGGAGCUCAGAUCCAGUAGGCUUUUCUUAAGAUUGCUCGAGGCUGUGCUUAAAACAGGGAAUCGGAUGAACGUCGGGACUAUAAGAGGUGGUGCGAGAGCUUUCAAACUUGAUGCUUUGCUAAAACUUGCAGAUGUGAAGGGAACUGAUGGAAAGACCACUUUACUACAUUUUGUUGUUCAAGAGAUGAUCCGGUCAGAAGGUGUAAGUGCUAUGGAGACGGCAACACAGAAAACCAACCAGGAAAAUAAUGAGCUAAAGACUGCUGAGGAAAGGGAAGAGGUUUACAGGGUAAUGGGUCUCGACCUUGUCUCAGGACUCAGCACAGAGCUAUGCAACGUCAAGAAGACAGCAAGUAUAGACUUGGAUGUUUUGGUUAGCUCAGUCUCAAAUCUCUCCCAUGGAAUGGAACAGUUGAAACAUUUAAUAGAAGUAUACCUAUCCAGUGAUGAUGGAAGUGGAAGCUUUGUCCACUCGAUGAAAUCCUUUAUGAACCAUGCUGAAAAGAUCAUCCAAGAGCUGAAAAGUGAUGAAAACCAAGUCCUACUUCACGUCAGAGAGAUCACAGAGUACUAUCAUGGGGACGUGAGCAAGGAUGAAGCCAAUCCACUGCGGAUUUUUGUAAUCGUGAGGGACUUUCUUGGUAUGUUAGAUCGAGUUUGUAAAGAGCUCAGGAGAUCAAAGACUCGUCAGGGUCUAAAUGCUGUCGUUCCCUUCCGAUAGGCAUUGAACUUACUUCGUUCCAUGUUGCUGAUUAGAUUACAGCCACAGAGCAGCUACUGCCUUCUGAUUUGUUUCCUCUUCUUCUUCUUCUUCUUCUUCUUCUUUGUAUGUUUGAAGAAUGAUGUAUGAGUGGAUUAGCAUGAACUCCAUUUUUGUAAGUAUUCAUGCUUUUAUACAUUCUGAUUUAAGCCAUUCGCAUUGGACAAAAUAGCUGCAGGAAAGGAUGUGUUAAAUCUGAUUU